AUGGAUGCGGAAAGUUUAAACUGUUUGCUCAGCGGCGAGUACGGGCGGGUGAAGGAAGCGUUGGUGAAAUUCAACAAACAGAAUUCCCAGGUGUUCAACUUCACGCACUUUACCAGCACGGGCCAGUGGGUGCUCAUAUGGAACAAAUUGUUCGACUAUCUGGCGGACCCGUCCAUGCCGCACCGCGUCGAUUGUUUGAUGGCUAUCAAAGUGCUUGCCCGCGAUAAGACGUAUCUGAAUGAGACGGUUAGCGUGGAACAGCUCGAUGGGUUGCUGCUGUUGGCCGGUAUUGGACCCGCGGAUGGGUGUGACGCACCCGAGGAGGUGCAGGUGGAAGCCCUCAAAUGUCUCAGCAAUAUGAUAUUCCAAAGCACCAAGUGUCAGGAAAUGUGUCUCAACAAUGCUUCCACCGAGGGUAUCAUUAGGCGCGUGAAGAUGUACAAAGAGGCACCGUACGGAUACGAUAUCAAGUAUUUCGACAUGAAGCUGCUGUUUCUGCUGACAGCGAUCAAUUGUGAUAUACGAGCCAAAGUACGCGAUCAACUGCACGGACUGGUGUACCUGGUGGAAACGCUUGAUUUGUUCAUGAGCCAAGCGGCAAUAUUCAAAGAAUUCAGCGACAAAGAUCUAGAUCUAAUUAAUGAAGUGCUGAAGGUGUUAUUCAAUCUGACCGUGCGCUCAUCGAACAAUCUCGUCCCGGAGGAGGAAGAAGCAACGCAAUUCCAUCGUUUGGUAACCGUACUGCACGAUCUGUUCUUUUACCGUACACUGAACCGGGACAAGAUCGUCCUGCUACACUCGAACAUCGUUAACCUGCUCACAAGCGUCCCGGUAAGCUGCUACGUUGAGCUGGUUUCAUCGCUGACGGCAAAACACGACUGUUCGGGUGCGGGUGAUGGUAGCGAUCCUUACACUGUCGUACCGUUCGAAGGAAACAAUGUAUACGUACUGCACGUGUUGGUAGAAUUUAUGCGCAAAAACUUCCAAAAGGCGGAAAAGAAAUCUGACCAAUACGAGAUGCUGUCGCCGAUAUUGACCGUGCUGAUAAAGGCGGUUAGAGCGGAUGGUGGACAUCGCCGGUAUGUGAGAUCGAUCAUUUUGCCACCGUUGCGUGAUGUCCGUGAUCGGCCGGAGGUUGGCAAGGAGUUACGGAACUACCUGUGCUCAUUGCUGACCAGCCCGUGCACUCAAAUUGCCGAUCUGUCGGCGGAGCUGUUGUUCGUGCUGUGUAAGGAAAACGUUGGCCGAAUGAUCAAGUACACUGGGUACGGGAAUGCGGCAGGCCUUUUUGCCAACCGCGGACUGCUCGGUGGACGUACGGGAAAUGGUGGCGAACAGUACUCCUCGGACAGCGAGGAUAGUGAUACGGAGGAGUACAAGCAGAUACAGCACGCCAUCAAUCCGGUGAUCGGAUGCUACGAACCACCGAAACCGAACCCACUGGAAGGAAUGUCCGAGGAGCAGAAGGAGUACGAAGCGAUGGAGCUGGUGAAGUUGAUGGAGAAACUGCAGCGCCAGGGUUUGAUACAGCCGUGCAAAAUCGGUGAAGAUGGCCGACCGCAACCGGUUGACCAUAUAAUGGAGCUGCAGGAUGAAAUACCGGAGCAGCAACGAGAUCACAAGCGAAAAACCUAA
This is a messenger RNA of Anopheles marshallii, 1635 nucleotides long. RefSeq names its product synembryn (gene ric8a). NCBI's taxonomy places the organism in Eukaryota, Metazoa, Arthropoda, Insecta, Diptera, Culicidae. Gene Ontology annotation, biological process: G protein-coupled receptor signaling pathway. The transcript has 4 exons. The coding region runs from base 1 to 1635 and encodes 544 amino acids. The record is from RefSeq and is a predicted model, not a curated record. Gene Ontology annotation, cellular component: cytoplasm. Gene Ontology annotation, molecular function: guanyl-nucleotide exchange factor activity; G-protein alpha-subunit binding.